CCAAACCGUAUGUAUCAUCUUGUGCUGAGCGGCGGUGUGUUGCAUUCAGAUGAUUCGUGGGGACAUUAGCCGCAACACGCUCCUCGCCCUCAUCAACAAAGCUUGCACCUUCCCGCACCUUGCCGAAACCCACGCGCAGCUCAUCCGCAACGGUUACCACCACGACCUGGCCACCGUUACCAAGCUCACCCAGAAGCUCUUUGACGUAGGCGCCGCGAACCACGCACGUGCCCUCUUCUUCUCGGUUCCCAAGCCUGACAUCUUCCUCUUCAACGUCGUCAUCAAAGGCCUCUCCUUCUUCCCCAACGCUUCAUCCGUUUCCCUCUACACCCAUCUCCGCAAAAACACCAGCCUCUCCCCAGAUAACUUCACCUAUGCCUUCGCCGUCGCCGCUUGCCCCGACGACAAGCUCGGCAUGUGCUUGCACACGCAUGCCGUCAUCGAUGGCUUCGCGUCGAACCUCUUUGUGGCGUCCGCGCUCGUUGACUUGUACUGUAAGUUUUCUCGUGUGGGGUAUGCCAGGAAGGUGUUUGAUAAAAUACCUGAGAGAGACACCGUGUUGUGGAACACCAUGAUUACUGGACUGGUGAGGAACUGUUGUUAUGACGAUUCUGUUCAAGUGUUUCGGGACAUGGUGGCGCAAAAGGUGCAGUUGGAUUCCACCACGGUGGCUACUGUGCUUCCGGCUGUUGCAGAGAUGCAAGAGGGGAAAGUUGGGAUGGGGAUUCAGUGUUUGGCUUUGAAACUUGGAUUUCAUUUUGAUGACUACGUGUUAACGGGUUUGAUUUCGGUUUUUUCAAAAUGUGGGGAUGUUGACACGGCCAAGUUGUUGUUUGGGAUGAUUAAGAAGCCGGAUUUGGUUUCUUACAAUGCCAUGAUUUCUGGGUUUAGUUGUAAUGGUGAGACUGAGUGUGGGGUGAAGCUUUUUAGAGAAUUGCUUGUUUCUGGGGAGAGAGUGAGUUCUAGCACAAUGGUUGGGUUGAUUCCUGUGUCUUCUCCCUUUGGGCAUUUGCAUUUGGCUUGCUGUAUUCAGGGGUUUUGUGUGAAGUCCGGUUUUAUUUUGCAUCCUUUGGUUUCAACUGCACUCACGACUAUAUACAGCAGGCUCAAUGAAAUAGAUUUGGCACGGCGGUUGUUUGACGAAUCAUCGGAGAAAACCGUGGCUGCUUGGAAUGCUAUGAUUUCAGGUUAUACACAGAAUGGUUUAACGGAGACGGCUAUCUCUCUUUUUCAGGAGAUGAUGGCGACUGAUUUUAUUCCGAAUCCAGUCACCAUCACGAGUAUUCUUUCAGCUUGUGCUCAGUUAGGAGCACUGAGUUUUGGUAAAUGGGUUCAUCAGUUGAUUACAAGCAAAAACCUUGAGCCAAACAUUUAUGUUUUGACUGCUCUGAUUGACAUGUAUGCCAAGUGCGGGAAUAUUUUAGAGGCUUGGCAAUUAUUUGACUCGAUGAGUGAAAAGAAUACCGUCACUUGGAAUACUAUGAUUUUUGGUUAUGGGCUCCAUGGAUAUGGGCAUGAAGCACUUCAGCUUUUUAAUGAGAUGCUGGAAUUGGGGUUUCAGCCAUCAAGUGUUACUUUUCUUUCAGUCUUAUAUGCUUGCAGUCAUGCUGGCUUGGUAAGAGAAGGAGAUGAAAUAUUCAAUGCUAUGGUUAAUAAAUACAGGAUUGUGCCCUUAGCUGAGCACUAUGCAUGCAUGGUGGAUAUUUUGGGACGAGCUGGACAGUUACAAAAAGCCUUAGAAUUUGUAAGGAGAAUGCCUGUUGAACCAGGACCUGCAGUAUGGGGUACAUUACUUGGUGCUUGCAUGAUUCAUAAAGACACGAAAAUAGCCCGUGUGGCGUCAGAAAGGCUAUUUGAACUGGAUUCAGGGAGUGUAGGAUACUAUGUCUUACUUUCUAAUAUAUACUCUGCAGAGAGAAACUUCCCAAAGGCUGCUUCAGUACGGGAAGUAGUUAAAAAAAGAAAACUAUCAAAGACUCCAGGGUGCACUCUAAUUGAGGUUAAUGGGUCCCCACAUGUCUUCGUAUCUGGUGAUCGUUCUCAUUCUCAAGCAUUAGCUAUCUAUGCAAAGCUGGAGAAGUUAACAAGUAAGAUGAGGGAGAUGGGGUAUAAGCCGGAGACAGUUACUGCUUUGCAUGAUGUGGAAGAAGAAGAAAAGGAACUCAUGUUUAAUGUUCAUAGUGAGAAACUAGCUAUUGCUUUUGGCCUUAUUACCUCUGAACCUGGUACUGAGAUCAGGAUAAUCAAGAAUCUUCGGGUUUGUUUAGAUUGUCACACUGCUACUAAGUUUAUUUCAAAGAUCACAGAAAGAGUAAUUGUAGUUAGGGAUGCCAACAGAUUCCACCAUUUCAAAGAUGGGACCUGUUCUUGUGGUGAUUAUUGGUGAAGCUGAGCAAGUAUUUUUUCAGUAAGUUAUAUUUGCCAGAUGCAUCAUAAUCCAAACUUUUGGUUUCA
Molecule: messenger RNA, 2454 nt
Organism: Vigna angularis (adzuki bean)
Lineage: Eukaryota; Viridiplantae; Streptophyta; Magnoliopsida; Fabales; Fabaceae
Product: pentatricopeptide repeat-containing protein At4g30700
Exons: 1
Coding region: 50-2386 (778 amino acids)
Biological process (GO): RNA modification
Molecular function (GO): zinc ion binding; RNA binding; protein binding
Source: RefSeq, a predicted model, not a curated record